AUGCACGGCACCACCAAACUCCUCCUCGCCAUGACGGCCCUUGCGGGCACUUCGCUGUCUCAAAAAUCCGAUGCCGAAUUCUGCUCUUCGGCCUUGGCUUCCUUGGUCUCCCAGGUCGGAGAAUACGCUCCUACGACACCGGCCAAUAUUCUCUCCUAUAUCUCAGCGAGCGCCGCACCCACGGUACCUAUACCGACCACCAUUGAUUUUCAAUGGCAUGCGUCAGAACUCUGCUCGAUCGGCAGCGUGCUGCCCACUUCGCUCGUGCCUGAGUUUAAAAGCUUUGCCCAGGGCCUUCUUCAAUUCGGAAGAGAUCAUGAAAGCGAGUUUGUGUUCUACAUCACAGACUGUGAGCCGCAAAAUGAGGUCGCAAGCAUGACCAGCGCGCUUCACUCUUAUUUCACGGCAACGGACAACCCUUGCCCAACCACACCUGCCCCUGGCGCUUCAUCCAGCGGCAACUAUCCGACUACGCCCGCUGCGACGGCCACGAGCUCCCCAAAUUUCAACGGCACCUACACCACCUCGUUCGUCACAGCCGCUGCUGCCAGGCCCACAGGCGCUCUGUUAGGAGCCGCAGCCGGUAUCCUGGGCGCUGCAGCCAUGCUUUAA
Messenger RNA from Xylaria bambusicola, 612 nucleotides. RefSeq lists its product as uncharacterized. The record is from RefSeq and is a predicted model, not a curated record. The transcript has a single exon. NCBI's taxonomy places the organism in Eukaryota, Fungi, Ascomycota, Sordariomycetes, Xylariales, Xylariaceae. The coding region runs from base 1 to 612 and encodes 203 amino acids.